UUUAGGGUGGAGUCGAUGGGUCCAGGGUCGGAGGUCAUGGCGGAGCUCCCGUCUGGUCUGUUGGAGGCGUGUGUCGUUGUCGGAGCGUCCAGCGAAAAGCUCCGAGACAUUUACCAGAACAAGUCAAGCGAGCUCCCCCUGCUGGAGGCUGAGGUACUGCAGAUCCAUGCUCCGCCCUUCAUUUCCAAGGAGACCAACUCCAGGCAAGUCAUGGCUCCAGCUUUCAGCCGUGUCCAAAAGAGGAGGAGCUUCAUCAAAAAGAAGAGGCACGAUCGCGGUACGGACCCGCUGCCUAAUGGAGACUCUGUGACCCGUCCUGAAGGAACCUCCACGACCGAGGACAUCAGCGUUCCAAAGGAUCUGGACCUCAUCGCUCUGCCACAGCUCUGUUUCCCUGGCGGUCUUCAGCUGGCCGGUGAUCAGAGAGACGACAGCUACCACUACCUGGUAUUCACUGAUCUGUUUGGGAAUCGAACCCACGGCGUUGUGGUGCAGUACUACAGAGCGGUGCAGUCUUUUCAUGAGAGUCUCGUCCAGAACGGCAGCAGACCGAAGACUCGUCUGUACGCGGCGUUCGCCGUGUGCAUCAUCUCCAAGUUCCCUUUCUACCACGCUCUGAGAGACUCCCUCUCAUGUCUGCUUGUCCAGCUACGGACUUCAAGACAAGGAGACUUUGAGGAAACGGUGAAGGAGUUCUCUGCUAAGCUGUCUCUGGUGCCGCUGCCUCCUCCAGGGUCGCUUCAUGUGUCUUUCAGCCUGCGUCCUCUUCAAGUUCUUCUCCCGUCCAGAGAGGAUCCAGACAGUCCUCUGGUGGACAUGGACCUCCAUCUGCCGCUGUUGUGCUUCUCCCACACGGCUCUGCUUCAGGUGCUCUCCUGUCUUCUCCAAGAACAGAGGAUGGUCUUCUUCUCAUCUGAUUGGUCCAAGCUCACUCUGAUAGCAGAGAGUCUGCUGCUAUACCUGCAGCCGUUGUCAUGGCAACACCCUUACGUUCCUGUCCUGGCCAGAGGAAUGCUGGACUUCCUGAUGGCGCCCACCGCCUUCCUGAUGGGCUGCCACAUCAGUCAUCUAGAAGACGUUGCUGCUGAGACGGAGGAUCUAAUUCUUGUAAAUAUUGAUGAUGGUAUCGUUCAGUCGUCUUGGUCUGAUACUGUAGACCUUCCCUCCAUCCCAGCGGCUGCAGCUGAAAGCUUUUUAUCCAGAGCCGAGUGCCUUCAGAUUCAUUACGACUUGGACUCGUGUCACACGGGAGCCACUACUGACGUCAACGCUGCUCGGUCGCAGCGCAGAGACUGGCAGAGACGGCUCAACACUCAGAUACAAAACAUCGCGCUGGAGCUGGUGGUCAACACCUUCAGAGGCGUCCAGGACUUCCUGAACCACGAACACAGAGUCUUCAACAGUGAAGAGUUUCUGAGAACCAGAGAGCCUGCAGACCAGCUGUUCUACAAGAAGGUUUUGGAAACCCACAUCUUCCACACGUUCCUGCGAGACCGGCUGAACAGGAAGCUGGAUGCCUUUAGUCGCAUGGAGCAGAAAACUCUCAACCUUUCGCACAGGAAUCGUGCAAUGACGGAGUCUCCCCGCCGCCCCCCGCUGCCUAAAGUGACCAGGAGCGGCUUCAGGACCCACACCAGCCCAAAGCUAAGCAAACGACUGGGCGCCAGCCUCCCCAACCUGGAUCAGCCUCUCAACGAUACCAUGGCGUCUUUGGUCCUGAACCGCCACAGACCUCAGUCGGUCCGGAAAAUGACUCCUGACGUGGGACUGAAAUCCCCCCCGAAGGUCGUGAGGGUCUUCCGCCUCCCGGAGUUCCCCCCGCCGCUGUCCUAUCAUUACGUCAAAAACUAUUACUCUGACAUGGCUGCAGCGCUGGGGAAGGCGCUCAAUGCCACACCUCCUGACGAGUCCGCUCUGCUGGCCAGGUACCAUUACCUGCGGGGUUUGGUGAACACCGUCUCCAACAGGCACCUCGACGCGCUGGAGGAUUUUCAGAGUCUUUAUAAGACAGAUGCAGAAAUUUUCCCUUCUCAGAUGGUUAAGUCUCUGGUUGACUCCAUGCCAAACGUGGAACGCAUCCAGGCAGAAAAACGGCCUGAGAUCAAAGGUCUCAUCAGCCGAGUCAUCCGGGACCAGGAGCGGGAACGCGAGGGCCAGGAGAACCGGUCUGAGGAGGCGGCCGUAAAGCACUUCCAGCUGCCAAAGAAAUACCUGCAUCUGGAAGAGUUUGUGAAAUGCGUCCAGGAAUCUGGGAUCGUAAAAGACCAGGGGACCAUUCUAAGACUCUUUGAUGCUCUGACUGUAGGUCAUCAGAAACAGGUCGGUCCAGAUUUAUUCAAGGACUUUUACACCAUUUGGAAGGAGACUGAAGCUGAAGCUCAGGAGGUUUGUCUGCCAGCAUCUGUGUUGGAGCGCAUCGAGACUGGGGAGAGCGUCUUCAAGCUAUCGUCAUCAGUCAAGACGAGCCAUGGCGUUGGGAAGAUCGCCAUGACUCAGCGCCGGCUCUUUUUGCUAACCGAUGGACGACCGGGAUACGUGGAGGUAGCUCAGUACAGAGAUCUGGAGGAGGUGAAGGUUUCUUCAGCGCCUUUCCUGCUCCUGAAGAUACCCAGCCUGAAGCUGCGAGUGAAGGGAAAGAAGGAAACGUUUGAGGCUAAUUUAAAAACCGAGACUGAGCUGUGGAACCUCAUGAUCAAAGAGAUGUGGGCCGGACGCUUCAUCGCCGAUCAACACAAGGACCCUCAGUACAUGCAGCAGGCUCUGACCAACGCCCUGCUGAUGGAUGCGGUGGUGGGCUGCCUGCAGAGCAGUAAGGCCGUGUACGCGGCCUCCAAGCUGGCUCACUUUGACAGAGAAGAAGUUCAGCUGACUCUGCCCAAGACGACCACGGAAACACUGAAGCACAAAAUCAACCCGUCACUGGAGCUCGCCGCUCCUCAGACCAUAGAAGUACUGUAUUACACACUAGGGCAGCUGUGGGUGUCUCUGGGGGGAGGGACGGUGAUGGUGUUCGACGCCUCCAGCUGGUCGCUCACGCACACGGUUCAGGUCGGGAAUGCCAGGCUGAGCUGCAUGCUAGCAGUGACUGAGGAUCAGGUGUGGAUGGGCUCUGAGGACUCGGUGAUCUACAUCAUCAGCGUGCUGUCCAUGGUCUGUAACCGACAGCUGACCGACCACAGAGCCGAGGUCACGGGUCUGGCGCUCGACCUGGAUAAGUACAG
Messenger RNA from Oryzias melastigma (Indian medaka), 3221 nucleotides. It is a transcript of the gene dennd3a, whose product is annotated as DENN/MADD domain containing 3a. The record is from RefSeq and is a predicted model, not a curated record. Gene Ontology annotation, biological process: regulation of Rab protein signal transduction. Gene Ontology annotation, cellular component: cytoplasmic vesicle. Gene Ontology annotation, molecular function: protein binding. Lineage: Eukaryota; Metazoa; Chordata; Actinopteri; Beloniformes; Adrianichthyidae.